Molecule: messenger RNA, 2054 nt
Organism: Lineus longissimus
Lineage: Eukaryota; Metazoa; Nemertea; Pilidiophora; Heteronemertea; Lineidae
Product: protein FAM219A-like
Exons: 6
Coding region: 91-648 (185 amino acids)
Source: RefSeq, a predicted model, not a curated record
CCUGUCACCUAACGUCAAAUUAUGGAACCAACCACCAGCUGGAUAUUUGCCCGACUUUUUCUCCAAAGAGCCUGAAUAUUGAGCUCGUGAAUGGAUAGUAUGGACGAUAGUGGGUUCGAUAGUGACCCUAAAACGUCCAAAAAUGGAUCUGUAGAAUUUAAGUCUGAAGUUACUGUCAAAAAUGGGAAAUCAACUGGAGUAAAUGCCCUGAGAAAUAUCAGACGGAGUUCCGAACUUCAAAAGAAAUUAGAACGCCAAAGAGAAGCUGCCAGAAAAGCUGCCAUAGUAGAUCAACAACCGAAAAAAUCACCUGCUUUAUUAUCAAGGAGUAGUGACAGUGCAGAGGGAGAGACCACACUAUACGAAUUAAUCGUGCCUCAUCCUUCAAAGAAUCCUGGUGAUAUGAGACUCAAUCCGGGGGAGCAUGAACCGCUAGUGGCAAUCAUGUCAGACGACAGUGACGAUGAUUUUGAUGAACCAAUAUUCAAACAGUUUUCAAACGAAGAGAUUACGCAGCAGCUGAUAAAAGAUGGUUAUAACCUGGACUUAGAACCGGACGAUGAGGAUUUAGACCUUAUACCACCGAAGGCUAUGAGCCAGGCCUGUGUAUGCUGUCAGUUGGAUCGGACGAGAUGUGUUAUACAAUAACAAGGACUUGUUGGUGUUGUUUGUGAUAAUGAGACAAUUGCGGCACAGGGAUAAAACAUUUUCAACAAUUUUGAUGUAAAUUUAGGAGGGACUAUAGGCAGGAGCUUUAUAGGGGUCAAGGGGUGAUCGUUAAUGGCUGACUAAGUUGCAUAUGGCCGUUUUCAGUUGUGGUUUGUGUACCUGAUCACCAACAAGGCACUGUUCAUAAUGCAAAAAGGCAUGAAACCCUAGAUGCGAAAUUGUUGAAAAUAUUUUAGAUCUUUAUCAGAUUGGCUGAGGGCUGGACAUCCUAGUGCAAUGUAGGAUAGGUGUUUUCAAAAUGGUUCUUGCUGGUCAGGACAUAGGACGAUGCAGACAAAGAUAUUAAGACUACUGUUUAUUGACUUCUGUAUGAGUCUGAGAGGAUGUGGAAUCUUACUCUGUUUCAUCAUUUUAGUUAUUGUGGAUAAUGUGUUUUAGGCUUGCAUUUGUUCAUCAUGUACCGGUACUUAGAUCAGGUAGAUUCAAGUGCAUAUUUGGGGAAUAGCUGUAAAGGAUAAUGGAAGUGUUGGUCAAGGGAUGAUCAGUUCCUUACCUGAUUGGACAAAUAUAUUGAGUCCACGUGUAAGAAAGUUCCUGUUGCAACAGUAAACAUUUUAAUGAUAUGUGUGGGUUUCACAGUAGAAGUUGAUAUCAUUCUGUUAGUAUUUCUCUCACCCAAUUCCCCUUGGAAUGAGCUGUCAGUUUGCCUGAAGCUUUGGGAAAGCACCAAGGUUUUGGCCUACAUUCUAGCUCCAUCUUUGCGGUGUUUGGAUAGAUAACAAACCUCCAAUUCGGUAUCAAUUCCUUAAUACAUAAGGUUUAAAGAUCUGAAUGAUACUAUUGAAUUAUUUUAUAAGUUUGAGUUUUGAGAAUAAAGUAUACAUUGCAAAUGAUGUAUUCUUUUGAUUUGGUGGAUAUGUUUGGUUUCGGAACAUGUGUCUUGAGUGUGUAAAAAGGGUGUUGUAUUUAUUUUUUUCGGCAAAUAUAUUGGUUGGUAUUUGAAUUGCCAAAAGUAGAGAUACUGUGAUGUUAUCUCUGCCAUUGAGAAAGCAUUAAAAACUGAUUACUGAUUAUGUUCAUAAUCGUAUACUUUGACAAAGAUGGUGCUUUUUUUAGCUUCAGUUAAUGUUAUGUACUGUAGCUGCAUAAAUUUAUGUCAUAAUAAAUUGGAUGAAUGAGAGACUUAUGACCCCUCUUCUUUAGAUUGGGUGUAUCCCCUGUAUUUCAUUGGCCUGCAAACAGUCCUUCCACCAGUGGAAAUGAUGACCCGCAAAGGGGGUGUGAGGUGUGACAAUAUUCGGGUUAACAUUGUAUGUCUUAGGUUUAGAGCAUGAUCAAAAUUGGAUAUAUGUUUUCGAAUUGAUGUGCAUGUAGUGGAAUAAUAA